ACUAGGUAUAAAUGUCUGAUCAAGAACCUAGAAGAACAAUAUCAUUAUCUGAUUCGGUUCCUCCGUCGUAAUAUCUCAGCUUCAGGUUAUCUUAAGUGGCGGUGAUGGCGGCAGCUCAUGGACGGGUGGUUCAGAAAACAGAGGAGGAGUGGCGUGCGAUCCUUUCUCCUGAGCAGUUUAGGAUCCUCCGACAAAAAGGCACUGAAAUACCAGGAACCGGAGAAUAUGACAAAUUCUUCGAGGAUGGAAUUUUCAGCUGUGUCGGAUGCAAAACUCCUCUCUAUAAAUCUACUACAAAGUUUGACUCCGGAUGUGGUUGGCCAGCUUUCUUUGAAGGACUCCCUGGUGCCAUUAACCGAGCGCCUGAUCCAGAUGGGAGGAGUACAGAGAUCACUUGUGCAGUAUGCGACGGGCAUUUAGGCCAUGUUACAAAAGGAGAAGGUUAUGAUACUCCUACCGAUGAACGCCACUGCGUUAACAGCGUCUCGAUCAUCUUCAACCCGCAAAAACCACCUGAGGAGGCUGAGGAUUGAUCAUAAAAUAUAGUCAAUCAGAUUGACUGUGUUGUUUAAUAAAUUCUCCGGUUUGCUCAUCAAGUGAAAGAAAUCAGAAAUAAUAAUGUUGAAUCAUCUUUGUCAAAAGAAGAAUAAUAAUAACAUUGGAUCAUUUCUCCUACUA
Brassica oleracea var. oleracea is the source of this 678-nucleotide messenger RNA. Its product is annotated as peptide methionine sulfoxide reductase B5-like. The record is from RefSeq and is a predicted model, not a curated record. Gene Ontology annotation, biological process: protein repair; response to oxidative stress. Gene Ontology annotation, molecular function: peptide-methionine (R)-S-oxide reductase activity. The transcript has 3 exons. The coding region runs from base 105 to 533 and encodes 142 amino acids. Lineage: Eukaryota; Viridiplantae; Streptophyta; Magnoliopsida; Brassicales; Brassicaceae.